AUGAUCUUUUUUAGCCGAAUUAUCAGUGACAUAAAAAGCGAAAUCCUUUCUCUGAAUGAAGGUUGUCAAUUCGAGCCAACCUUAGCUGUGCUGCAGGUCGGACAUCGAGAAGACUCAGACAUCUACUUGCGUGAACAAAUCAGAGCUGCUCAGCGCUGUGGAAUUCGUAUUAAAUGUUUCUCUUUUCCUUGCUCUGUUGACGCGGCAGAGGUUAUCAAUCAGAUAAAGAUGCUCAACCAAAACCCAGACAUUCACGGGAUCGUCACUCAGUUCCCUCUAAUCUCAACUCAAGGCAUCACCGCCGAAGAAAUUGCGAAUGCAAUUGAACCAAAUAAAGAUGUCGAUGGUGUGUCUGCUGCGCAAGUAGCCCGUCUUCCCAAUGGCGAUUACCUUCGGUCGGAUGAUGGGAGCAAUUUUCAAACUCACAUUCCCUGUGCUGCAGCAGCUUGCCUGCUUCUCCUGCAAGAAACUGGACUCAAACUGAGCGGCUCACGUUGUCUUGUGGUAGGACGUGGUCGCCUAAUCGGGGUGCCGAUAGCCAGCUUGAUGUUGUGGUCCGCAAAUGCCACCGUGACUCUCUGUCAUGAAGGCACGCGAUGCCUGGAAGACGAGGUCACACGUGCUGAAAUUGUCAUCACGGGUGUUGGGAAACCUGGCAUUGUGAGGGGUGAGUGGAUUCGACCUGGGGCAGCUGUCAUCGAUUGUGGAAUGAACACACCACCCAGCGCAUCUUGUCGAAUUACAGAUGGCGAAAGAAAGCUGGUGGGCGACGUCAAUUUUGAAGAGGCCGUUGACCACGCGGGGUGGAUAACGCCAGUCCCAGGAGGAGUCGGACCUGUGACAGUUGCUCUCCUCUUGAGAAACACGCUGAACGCUGCAAAGAAAUACCACGGCCUCACUACACAUCCACUGUUGAUGACACCGACCGGGGUAUUUUCAGAUCAGCUGGGUGAAUUGCGCAACUCCCUCGCUCAAUCCGUCUAG
Molecule: messenger RNA, 984 nt
Organism: Mesocestoides corti
Lineage: Eukaryota; Metazoa; Platyhelminthes; Cestoda; Cyclophyllidea; Mesocestoididae
Source: the annotation of a GenBank genome assembly